Molecule: messenger RNA, 1932 nt
Organism: Akanthomyces muscarius
Lineage: Eukaryota; Fungi; Ascomycota; Sordariomycetes; Hypocreales; Cordycipitaceae
Exons: 1
Coding region: 1-1932 (643 amino acids)
Biological process (GO): tRNA N2-guanine methylation
Cellular component (GO): nucleus
Molecular function (GO): RNA binding
Source: RefSeq, a predicted model, not a curated record
AUGACCGACAAGAAGACCGAAAAUGCGACGGUAGAGGUGGAUGGAGCGCAGUUCAGCACGGUGACGGAAGGCCUCGCGACAAUCUUGGUUCCGCAAGGCGCCAAGGUGGGAGAAGAUCGUGGCGAAGUGCAGCAAGUUUUCUACAACCCGAUCCAGCAGUACAACCGUGAUCUCUCUGUACUUGCAAUCAAGGCAUACGGCGAAGAGGCGCUAGAGAAGAGAAAAAAUCGCAAACAAACAAAAGAUGCCAAGCAUGGGAAGAAGCGCAAGAGAGGCGAUGAGAAUGGUACCAAAACUGAGGAGUCCGAACAGGCUGAGCAAGCUGAGCAGCCAGAACAGCAACCAGAGUCGGAGCCUGCUCCAGAUGGCCAGAACGCAGCCAAGACUACCAAGCCCUCUUUCAAAAUGCUAGAUGCACUUUCCGCUUCGGGUCUUCGAGCAUUGCGUUAUGCGCAUGAGCUGCCGUUUGUCACUUCCAUUACCGCCAACGACCUGUCAGCUUCUGCCGCCAAAUCAAUUAAGCAAAACGUCAAACACAACGGCGUCGAAGAUAUUAUCUCUGUGACAAAUGGUGAUGCUCUGUCAGUCAUGUACAGAACAAUCGCCGAUUCCCUCGCGAAUGGCGAGAAUAAUAAAUCAUGGAAGAAGUCAUCCAAAUUUGACGUUAUUGACCUAGACCCGUACGGAACGGCAGCUCCCUUUUUUGAUGCUGCUGUCCAGGCCGUACGUGACGAUGGCGGUCUGUUGUGCAUAACAUGCACAGAUAGCGCUGUGUGGGCUGGUCACUCAUAUUGCGAGAAGUCCUUUUCUCUCUACGGCGGCACCCCGAUUCAUGGCAUGCACUCCCACGAAGCUGGUCUACGACUCAUCAUCAAUGCAGUGGCCACGUCGGCAGCUCGAUAUGGACUGACAAUCGAGCCACAGCUCUCGCUCUCUAUUGACUUUUAUACCAAGGUCUUCAUCCGGAUCACGAAAUCACCGCAGGCAGUAAAGUUCCUCGGCUCCAAGACAAUGGUUGUACACAGCUGUGAUAGCGGCUGCGGCGCCUGGGAAACGCAGUAUCUGAUGCGGGCCAAGGCUGUGACGAAUAAGAAGGGAGACGGAGCGUACUACAAAUACGGCAUGUCUCUGGGGGUCGCAGAUCAGCUUUGCAAACAUUGCGGUACCAAGAUGCACAUUAAUGGUCCCAUGUAUGGUGGCCACAUUCACUCACGGCACUUUAUCGAGAGAUUGCUCAAGCAAAUACCAGAGGCCGACAGUCAAGUGUAUGGCACUCUCCCUCGCCUGCAAGGCAUGCUGCAGAAUGCGUUGGAAGAGCUGAUACCCGGUCCCGAAGAGACGGCUGCUCUUCCGCCUCGAGACAAGGAGUACGCCAGAAUUGAUCAUUAUCCGUUCUUUGUAAUUCCCGGCAAACUGGCGAGCACCGUCUCAUGCGCCACGCCAGGCGAUGAUAUCUUCAGAGGUGCCUUGAAGCAUCUCGGCUAUGUCGCCGGUCGCAGUCACUGCCGUCCGGGAAGCAUCAAGACGGACGCUCCGUGGUCAACGAUAUGGUGGAUCAUGGCAGAAUGGAUACGGCAAAAGGCUCCGAUCAAGACUUCAAAGUUCAAGCCGAAUACGGCGGCAUGGAGAAUUUUGCAGAAAGCCGGCCUUCUCCAGGAACAAGGCGGUGCUGGUGCCGACGCGGCUGAUAAGCAGCCCGAUGUACAAAUGGAGGGCGUCGAUGUAGAAGUGAAGGAGGCCAAGGAGGCUAGUACUGAGCAACCGGUGCCCAACGACAAAAAAGGCCUCACCGAAGAAGACCUGAGGAAAACUCUGGUGUUCAACGAUGCUCUUGUCCGACUGGGCCGAGAGGGCAAGGCGCAGAAUCUGGUCCGCUACCAGAUGAACCCUCGGGAGAACUGGGGGCCACUGACCAAAGCAAAGAGCAACUAA